AUUGAACAUAAAGUGAGGAAAACGAGUCAAUUCAUCAUUUGCUCUCUGCUCUGCUUGUUCAAAUUUUAGGAGCGGAGAAUCCAGAGAAAGAGAGAUGUCUGGUAUCGCCCGUGGACGUCUUGCCGAGGAGCGAAAGUCAUGGCGCAAAAACCACCCUCAUGGUUUCGUUGCCAAGCCCGAGACUCUCCCUGAUGCCACCGUUAAUUUGAUGGUCUGGCAUUGCACUAUUCCUGGCAAGGCUGGGACUGAUUGGGAGGGUGGAUAUUUCCCACUGACAAUGCACUUCAGUGAAGAUUACCCUAGCAAGCCUCCCAAGUGCAAAUUCCCUCAAGGUUUCUUUCACCCCAAUGUGUAUCCAUCUGGAACUGUUUGCUUGUCUAUACUUAAUGAAGAUAGUGGAUGGAGACCAGCUAUAACGGUGAAGCAAAUUCUUGUGGGCAUCCAGGACCUGCUUGAUCAACCAAAUCCUGCUGACCCUGCCCAGACUGAGGGUUAUCAUCUAUUCAUCCAGGAUGCGGCUGAGUACAAGAGAAGGGUCCGACAGCAGUCAAAGCAAUAUCCACCUCUUGUCUAGUGUUAUAUCUGCUCAAUAUAGGAACUAUUAUAGUAUGUUAGUUGUUGUCAGUUAUUUCUUGUUCUGUUUUAAAACUGUUAUGUGAUUGUUGGCUGCCAUAAUAUGCAGACUCCAUGGUUUUAACAAUUUCUGCUUACUCUCAGGUCUUGGAUAACAUGUUAAUAUAUAACAAUGUGAAAGUCAACCAAUAAUACUUGUUGGCGACACUUGCUAUGCCUGAUGUUCGCUGGUACAUUCCUAUAUGAGUGGAUAAAUUUACUGUGAUGGAUCAUAUGAUAUCAUGACUCCUUCCCCGGAAUUUUUCUACUCUGAAUUUGUUGUUUCCGUUCUGGAGAUCAAACCUAGACCUAGUAGCCAAUUGAUUGUCAUUUUAAUUUAACACCUGUAUCCAUGUCCCAUGGCAGCAUAAAUUAUCACUGAAAAUUUUGCUACCUAGGUGAUGAUGAAGAUUUUUCUUCUGGCAAUUUGCUUCAGUGGCAUAUGCUGUGAAAGCUGCUUGAUUCCUCCCCCAAGCAAAAGAAGCGGGGGAGAAUAUUCACAAUAUUGCUUAUCCAUUAAGGUGUAAGAAUGACUUUUGCACUCGUUACAUACCAUAUGUUUUUCACUUUUUUUUCCCAUUACGUUUAUGUGAGGUUUAGUGGAGAGGUAGAGUUGGCUUAUGUAUGAUGUAAAUUUACGUGCUGAUACCUGAAUGUAUGGAUCCUAAAAGGAAAUGGAAUUCUGCCCAUUUCCGUGGAAUUAAAUGACUUGGCCUUUCCGUCA
This is a messenger RNA of Glycine soja, 1336 nucleotides long. RefSeq names its product SUMO-conjugating enzyme SCE1. Gene Ontology annotation, biological process: protein sumoylation. Gene Ontology annotation, cellular component: nucleus. The transcript is spliced from 5 exons. The coding region runs from base 95 to 574 and encodes 159 amino acids. NCBI's taxonomy places the organism in Eukaryota, Viridiplantae, Streptophyta, Magnoliopsida, Fabales, Fabaceae. Gene Ontology annotation, molecular function: SUMO conjugating enzyme activity. The record is from RefSeq and is a predicted model, not a curated record.